AUGACGCUUUUCAAGUUCGCGUACACUACGAUAGGGCUUGAUCCACGAUAUCCGGUCCCACCGGGAGAUAUGGGCCGUCCGGUGGUAUUGCCAGAUAAUUUGUCACCAACUGUACUCGCGCUGGUUCAGCGUGGCUGGCAGGAGCAAGGACUGAACCAGUACGUUUCGGAUAUGAUUCCACUGCACCGACGGCUUCCGGACGUGCGUGAUCCUUGGUGUAGGGCGGAGGAACAGGCGCGACGAAGCCAAAACAUUGGUCCGACCACACUGCCAGCUUCAUCGAUUGUGAUUGUGUUCUACAAUGAAGCUUGGUCUGUGCUGCUAAGGACCGUGCACUCCGUUCUUGAUCGUACACCGAGUGAGUUGAUCGAAGAGAUACUGCUCGUCGAUGAUAGCUCGACGAUGGAGCAUCUGCACCAGUCGCUAGAGCAGUACAUAGCCAAUCUUCCGAAAGUUCGUCUCAUACGUGCUCCGACGCGGCUUGGAUUGAUUCGUGCGCGACUCCUCGGUGCAAAGUCCGCCCGGUCGGGGAUUAUCACAUUUCUCGAUGCUCACUGUGAGGUGAUCGAAGGUUGGUUGGAAGCACUGAUUGCACACGUGGCCCAGAACGAAACGAUGAUCGCUAUUCCGGCCAUCGAUUGGAUCCACGAGGACACACUCUCACUGAACGCACAGAACUCGGUCCGUUACUAUGGUUCCUUUGAUUGGGGAUUGAAUUUUCAGUGGGGUGUCCGGGCGGAUCGUAUCGUGCAGCAAUCGUCGCAUCCAGCGGCACCAUACGAUACACCGACGAUGGCCGGUGGGUUGUUUACCAUCCAUCGAUCAUUCUUCGAGCGGCUCGGUUGGUACGAUGAGGGAAUGCAGAUUUACGGUGGUGAAAAUAUGGAGCUUUCCUUCAAGGCGUGGAUGUGCGGUGGUAGGAUGCAGAUCGUCGCCUGCUCUCGAGUCGCCCACAUUCAGAAGCGUGGCCAUCCGUACCUAAACCAGGUGCGCGGAGGGUACGCCUCGGUACGGCGUAACUCGAUCCGAGUGGCCGAAGUGUGGAUGGAUGCGUAUGCGGACUACUUUUACGAAUCGUUCGGUGGCCGCGCGAAACGUGGUCAGUUCGGGGACGUCUCCUCAAGGCGUGAGCUACGUAAACGGCUCGGUUGUAAACCGUUCCGUUGGUACAUGGAGACCGUGUUCCCGGAACAGUUCGAUCCUAGCCGGGCGGUUGCACGGGGAGAAAUCCGAUUCGCUGAUGAUUGUAAGGAUUCUAGUCCCCUUUGUCUCGAUUGCCCGAGCUUGCUGAGUGUGGUCCGAUGUCAUGGUUACGGUGGCCAUCAGCACUGGUACCUGACGGCCAAGGGUGAGGUGACACGCGAAGAUCACUGUCUGGAUUACGAUGGUGAGCAGCUGAGCGUGGUGCGGUGCCAUGGGUUGGGUGGCAAUCAGCGGUGGAGCUGGUCGCCGGAUACGCGCCAGCUUAAGAAGCUCACGUACGAUCGUUGUUUGCAGUGGAAUGGCAAUGAGUUGCUGCUUGAGCUCUGUGAUUCGAAAGCACCAAGCCAGCGGUGGCAGUUUUACAAUUAUCAACCCGACAAUCUGUGA
This is a messenger RNA of Anopheles aquasalis, 1590 nucleotides long. RefSeq names its product putative polypeptide N-acetylgalactosaminyltransferase 9. The record is from RefSeq and is a predicted model, not a curated record. Gene Ontology annotation, molecular function: polypeptide N-acetylgalactosaminyltransferase activity. Gene Ontology annotation, biological process: protein O-linked glycosylation. Gene Ontology annotation, cellular component: Golgi apparatus. NCBI's taxonomy places the organism in Eukaryota, Metazoa, Arthropoda, Insecta, Diptera, Culicidae.